UUUAAAUAUAUAGUCAACUAUGUAUCCACGACUUUUUAUUUUUCAUGUAACAUUUUGAUGGGUUGAUUUAAUCGGACUUAUCCAACACAUUACUGAUUAUCUUAUCAUUUUUCGUUAUCACUUCCUUAGAACUGAUGAAUGUGAAUGUUAAAUGGGUUUCGAAAUCUUAUCUAAUGUUGUUCAUUCAGUAUUUUUGAAAAUUAACCUAUGUAGUCGAAAAUUUCAAUUUAUUAUCAGAUAUAACUAUCUCCAUGCUAUUUUAGCCUUCUUUUUUUAAAAGAUACACUUAUCUGUCAUAUGAUUCGACAAUUUCAUUAAAUUGAAAAUUUGUACUAGGUUUGAGAUAACAGUAGUUACUGAAGUUAAUCAUUGUUUUUCUUUAUUGGUUAUUAAAGUUCAGUUACUUCCGCUCCAUCUUAUCCAAUCACAUCAUUUUAUUUCGAUUGUACAUGUAGGUAUUCGUCUGUAAGUCUUUGUAUAAGAUAAGCCUUUUUUUGGUUCCUCCAAGCCGGUACUGUCUCUUACUUAUUAAUUUGGCAAUUUUUCAGGAAUUACGUACAUUCCUUGAUUCUCGCAUUUAAUAGACUUAUUGACCAGCUUGCGAUAAAUUUUUUCUGACCUCAUCUUUUUUAUGAUUGGUCAUUAUUGUCAAGGUUACCUCUACUACUAUUUAGUCUAUUGGACUAAAUAAGUUAUGACCAAGCUUCUUCCUUUCCCAACUUCGAUAUUUUAGUGACAGUUACUAAAAAUGGAUGAAGUAAACUCUCAUGUGCUUUACCUACCUCCUGAUAAUGUCACCAAUUUUUGGUUUUAUGCUGUCCUUGCAGCAAUGAUAAUUUUCUCAUAUUUUGUCGUGAGAGGGAUUAGAGAGAUUUAUUUUGAAACAAUAACCCCAAAUUUAUGUCGUGUUCACCAAUCACAUAAGCCAACAAGUUAUGGUUCUGAUGAGAAUGGAACGAGAACUGGUCCACACUCAUGAUAAACUGCCUUUUAUUAACUGUUACAGUCGAUUUAUUUUCCGUUAUGUAUGUAAAUCGUUUAACAUUACCGGUCUUGCCAUUUCCCUUUCAAUUUAUUUGUAAGAAGAUGGAUAUUUUCCAACUUCCUUAUUUCUGAAAAUAAUACUGUUAGGGGGAACAUUUAUCUAUUGUCAUUAAAGCCACGGUUCUGAAUAUGUAUAUUUCAUUCAUGAAGAAAAUUAUUCGUUUUUCAUGGUAUAUACAAUAUAUUUCAGUAAUAAAACAUACACUUUAUGUUAUGAA
This is a messenger RNA of Schistosoma curassoni, 1262 nucleotides long. The record is from the annotation of a GenBank genome assembly. NCBI's taxonomy places the organism in Eukaryota, Metazoa, Platyhelminthes, Trematoda, Strigeidida, Schistosomatidae.